UUAAAGCACACUUUUGCACAUUCUCUUCAUUACUUUGCUGACAAUUUUCUACUGGCAUUUAUUGCAGCGUAGUUAUUUAGCAUUUGAAAAUGGGAUCAAACUUUUCUUGUGUUAAAUGUGUAGAUGUGUCUGACAGUGUGGACAAUUUACACAAAAAAGAGAAAGGCAAGAGGAAGGCAAAAACCAAUAAGACCAGCUCAAGUCAAGAUCAGACUUCUCAGCAUGUCACCAGUACCAGUGAGGCUGAAGUCCUCAGCGUUGCAGAGGAACCUGGUCAUGCUGAAGUCGAUGACGAGUGGAGUGACGACGCCUUCCAGGACUUAGUCGGAGAUUCGUCGGAAUGGGGUGCCAACGUCCUCAACUCUUUGAGCUGUGUCUUGAGUGUUGACGUCCUCCAAGCUACAGUCUGUGCCACAUCUGACUAUAGAGUUCCAGUCCGAGAUGUGGCCUACUAUAGAGCCAAUGUCCCUCGAGUUCCAGUCCGAGAUGUGGCCUACUAUAGAGCCAACGUCCCUCGAGUUCCAGUCCAAGAUGUGGCAGACUGCAGUGUGGACGUCCCCCAAGUCCCAGUCAGCACCACAUCAGCUCCAGGCUGGGAUAUGGCUGACUGUUGUGUUGAUGUCCCUCGAGUUCCAGUCCGAGAUGUGGCAGACUGCAGUGUGGACGUCCCCCAAGUCCCAGUCAGCACCACAUCAGCUCCAGGCUUGGAUAUGGCUGACUGUUGUGUUGAUGCCCCUCCAGUUACAGUCUGUGCCACAUCAGACUGUAGUGUUAACGUCCCCCAUCUCAGACCGACAGGGGACACUGUAUCAUCUCAGUUGAAGCAACUGGAGGAUAAUGAGAUUAUUAGUAAGUUGACUGUCAUGACUCCGACAUAACACAAUACAGACAAACUUGUGUUGUGAUAUUAUAUCUGUCUUUACUCAUGUCAACUCAGGCACAAAGCAGUUUUCAUGUCAACUCUUCUUAUUUUUCUUUUAACAGAUGUCGGUUUCUGCAGCUAUGAAAUCGGCAGGAUGCUCAGUGAAGGAGGCUUUGGAAGCGUUUAUGCUGGGAUUCGCUUAAAAGAUGGCCUUGAGGUGGCGCUGAAAUUCGCUGAUAACGUGGGUAUAGAUUGGAUCGACAUUGAGGGUUAUCCUGAACCCGUUCCACAGGAGAUUGGUCUGCUAAUUCUCGCCAACAAAGGCCACAGGGUUCCCCAGAUCAUUCAGCUUCUGGACUGGGACAAAGAGCCAGAACGAUACAUUAUGGUUCUAGAGUGGCCUACACCCUGUGAGAACUUGAUCGAAUUUCUAGACCGCCACAACGGCAUCAUCGAAGAGGACAUGGCAAAUGUUAUUAUGCUUCAGGCAACACUCGCAGCUCAAACAUGCUGCCAACGUGGAGUGUUGCACCGCGACAUAAAGCUGGAAAACCUGCUGAUCAACCCGCACACCCUGGAUGUCAAAUUGAUUGACUUUGGGUGCGGCGAAAUCCUGACCAAUGCGGGAUACACGUCCUUUGCUGGCACAAAAUCGUACUGCCCCCCUGAGUAUGAUUUAAACGGCGAGUAUUACGGGGAACCAGCGACAGUUUGGUCACUCGGGAUACUCUUGUUUGCACUGCUGUAUGUGAAAUAUCCAGAGUCAGAAGACUUGAACGACCUCAAUGAUAACAUCUGGGCCAAAGAUGGCUUGUCGCAAGGUGAGAUCUUCAUUUCAGCAAAGGACACUUGUAAUUAUUAA
This is a messenger RNA of Rhinichthys klamathensis goyatoka, 1724 nucleotides long. RefSeq names its product serine/threonine-protein kinase pim-2-like. Gene Ontology annotation, biological process: regulation of mitotic cell cycle; protein autophosphorylation; negative regulation of apoptotic process. Gene Ontology annotation, cellular component: cytoplasm. Gene Ontology annotation, molecular function: ATP binding; protein serine/threonine kinase activity. The record is from RefSeq and is a predicted model, not a curated record. The transcript is spliced from 5 exons. The coding region runs from base 954 to 1724 and encodes 256 amino acids. Lineage: Eukaryota; Metazoa; Chordata; Actinopteri; Cypriniformes; Leuciscidae.